GGGAAGACGUGCAGAUAGGUGGUGAUUUUUUAAGGGCAUCUUUGGCACAUUUUUGCGCGUUAAGGAUGUGAGCGUGUUUUGCUUUUUCCUGCUCGCCGCCACGCAGCCCCACCCCUGCUCCUCUUCUGCCCGACUCCCUCAGGAUAUUUUUAGCGCCGAUGAUGUGCCCUGUCAGAUCGCGUAACGGAAACAACCUCAGAGCUGCAGGAUCAGAAGCUGCCGCGCAGAGAAAGCCGCUCGGCCCCGUCGGAUCUCGCAGGAGAGAAACCUGCCACAGGAGGAGAAGAUGAGAUUUGGAAUUCAGCUGGUGUUUUGCGUCUCGGUGCUUCUUACCGGCGCGUCGCAGACAAGAGGUCAGAACCGUGAUCUUCCUCCUGUCUUCAGCCCUCCCAGCCUCCUGAGUCACUCUGGAGCUUCAGCAUCUCCUGCCCUGGCAGAGGACCCUGGAAAUGAGGCCCCACAGCUGACACGUAAUCCUGCAGGCAGCGAUGAAACCUCAUAUGAAACCUCAGCCCUCACCCAGACAGAAGGCUCAGUCCGUCCAGCGGAGACUGUGACAAAUGCAGCGCUUAAAACCCACAUGUUCACCUCGACCCCUGCAGCUCCCACAUCUCCACAUACAACCGAACCCUCUGUGCUGACUCCUCACCUCACUGCUGCUUCUCCUGCAGCACUGCGCUCACCACUUUCAGCUGCUGCAGACAUCCUUUCAUCCACGCCGACGGCACCGAGCACCGCCUCUCUGCAGGACACCUCGACCACAGAGGGCAGGACACCCCUGACCAGCGAGUCCGUCACCACCUUUUCAUCUCCGCCAGCCCACAUGGGGAAGGAUGCGAGCUCCACGGCCCCCACCUCUACCACACAGCCUCAGUCUGAGUCCCUGACCACAGUUAGCCCUCAGACCUCAACUCCUGGUCGAGCUCCUGCAGGGCCAACGCACCAGGAGGUCCCAUCUGAGCUGAACGUGGGGGAUGAAGGCCUCAAGAGACCUCACUAUCGCUCCAGCUCCCCUCUGGACCCCCUGCUGGCUGGUUUGCUGUCGGUGUUUAUCGUCACCACUGCUGUCGUCUUCGUCGUCCUCUUCCUCAAGUUUCGCCAGCGGACAAACCACCCCGAGUUCCAUCGACUGCAGGAUUUACCGAUGGAUGAUCUGAUGGAGGACACACCACUCUCCAGGUACUCCUACUGAUGGAAGCUCCUACCCUGUCCAUCCCUUCCAGCACUCAGAACAGAAGCAAACUGAACACCAAAGGAAGAAUAUUUUGGAUGUAAGCAGAACCUUCGCCCUGAAGCAGCUGCAUCUCUUCUGAUGGGUUUCCUUUUGUCACUGAGUGUUUAGGAUCUUGAAAUGGGAAUCUUUCAAAUGGGAGGUUUCAGAGUCACUUCAACUUUCUUCCACAUUCCCUUUAAAAUUCUGGAGACCUUCAGUCUGGUGGGAACUUUUCUUUCUUUCCUGAGUCCGAUUAAUUGCACCUCUGCACUCCUGACUGACUCCUCAUGUACGCACAGCACUUUAAUGUGGCACAAAUGGUCACACCGCCCCCUAGGGGAUAUCUAAGGUAAUGUGGAUCAAGGUUGCAUGAAGUCCUCCAUAACAUUACAGUAUUACUGUUAUGAUAAAUGUCAAAACAACCUCAGGGUAUCGACCAAGAAAUUAGACAUUUGGAGACAUAGAAUGAAUAAGGAUAGGAAGUGCUUUGAGACACAUGAGCAAGUUGACAAAAUGUGUGUUCCCGGACCCACAUAUCUCUGAAUUGACAUAAAAGUAAGAAAAAGUGCUUAAAAACAGCCCAACAUAGCACUCAUAACUGCAGUCAUGCCCCACAGUUGGGGAUGAAUUCAACAUGCUCAAGAUUCUCUCGAGCCAUAUGACAUCUCCAGCCAUUUUGAAGAAACGCUCUCAAGUCAGCAGAACAAUGCAUCCACCAUAGAUGCAAAAAAUACACAUUUUCAGGACAAUAGUGCACCCAAGAGACGUGCAUGUUUAUAUCAGGUUGUUAUGUGAAAAUUGGUUUCCCAAAAAAGGAGUCACAUCAAUCAAAGCAAUCAGAAAUGCAGAAAUAUAUCUUUAAAACAAGCCAGGAUGUACAGCAACUCCUGACGAUGCCACAAAUCAGCAAAAACGCAGAAAGCUAAAACACUAUAUAAGACACCGAAACUGAAAAUGUUUUGUUCAGAAAAAUCAUGAUACAUUAAAGAAACAAUUCAGCUGCAAGACCAGAGAUCCAUGUCCUCAUUCAUUCUCAAAGGUGAUAGUCUUUAACACAGUUAUAUUUUACGUUUGGAUUGUUGAGCCUGAUGUGAGUCCUCUUGAAAAUGUUUGCAUUAAUACUAGAUUUAAACAUGCACAUGUCUCUUAGUGGCCUUAAUUAUUACAGUGUGGAAUUUUGUAUUUCUAUGUAGUUGUUAUGCUUUUCAAUGGGACACUUUAAGGAGCUUGUAUCAGACGUGGGCUACGUAUUGUAUUAUUUCUGUACGCUGCUGACUUGAAGGAGUGUCUUCAACAGGAUUUCUGUUUUCAGUGUGCGAGACCCAUCUCCAAAACAACUGUGCUCUAUGAUGCAGUUAUGAGCUGUAUUGUAGCCUGUAUUUAAGCACUAUGCCAGUUUAUAAUUAUUGUAUGUUGACAAAUAUCCUGGACUGCACAGAGGCUUGGUGGUUAGCACUUUUUCCCUGCAGUUAGGAGAUCCCUGGUUUGUGUCCCGGCCCUCCUGGGAUCUUUCUGCUUGGCGUUUGCAUGUUCUCCCUGUGCAUGCCUGGGUUUCUCCGGCUUCCUCCCACAGUCCAAAAACAUGCUGAGGUUAAUUGGUGAUUCUAAAUUGUCCGUAGGUGUGAAUGUGAGUGUGAUUGUAUGUGUAGCCCUGUGAUAGACCUGUCCAGGUGUCCCCUGCCUUCGUCCUAAGUCAGCUGGGAUAGACUCCAGCCCCCCAGCGACCCUAAUGAGGAUUAAGCGGUGUAAAGAUGAUGGAUGGAGAAAUAUCCUUUGAAGCAAAAAAAUCAUUGCAGAGUUGAUAUGUGUAUGGGAACUGGCUUUUUCCACUAAGCUGACGGUCUGGGAUAUUUGAUUUUGUGCACCACAUAGGAGACCAAGCCAGUGGUGUGUGUGUGUGUGUGUGUGUGUGUGUGUGUGUGUGUGUGUGUGUGUGUGUGUGUGUGUGUGUGUGUGUGUGUGCUGCCUUCCACUCAGAGUUGCCAACAUGCCCCAACUAUUUUGGAAUAUUGAUUACGAUCCCCGAGGUGACCAAAUGUGAACAAAGUGCACUUUCAAACCAAAUUGCCAGGUUGCACGUGUUGUCUUAAAGCAGAGCUCUUGCAGAAAAUCUACACAUGAAAAUCAAGCCACUCGGCAUUCAAUUGUUCAAAUUUAUUUAACCUAAAGUACUUGUGGAAGUGGUUGCAGCCUUUAUUGUGUAGUUAUACGUGGUUAUGGAAGUAGUCAGAUGCAGGUAUAUAAAUACUGAGUUUAGCUAUUCUGGUUUUGAUAAUUAAUGCUUAUGCCACUAACAGCCACAGAGAGGAGACCUCGCUACACUAAAUACUUUAAUCAGGGCAAACUGUAAAGGUUAAACACACUGUUGUUUAAUUUGCUGUAAAAUUCAUAUAUAUGAAGAAUGUUUAACAUAAAGACAGUGAGAAAGCUGCAUUGGGGGAGUUUGCUACCUGUGUUUGUAUUAGGUGGAGUAUCAUGCAGAUGUGCAGGAACUAAGUUAUGUCAAAAGUUUUAACCUUGUGUUACUUUACCGUCAAGUGGCAAUGGUGAUGUGUGACAAUAUGCCUUCGAAUUGUAAGAAUUUAUUGACUUAAAGAUUUCCUGUUUGAUAAUAAAAUAUAAAUCACCA
Messenger RNA from Acanthochromis polyacanthus (spiny chromis), 3842 nucleotides. RefSeq names its product mucin-17-like. The coding region runs from base 287 to 1192 and encodes 301 amino acids. The record is from RefSeq and is a predicted model, not a curated record. Lineage: Eukaryota; Metazoa; Chordata; Actinopteri; Pomacentridae. The transcript has 5 exons.